AGAAACAUUAUAUUGGUAAACCUGAAUAGCAAGCAAAAACCACAUGGAAAAGGUGAAAGUAUUAAGAGACAGAAGACGACAGAUCAGAAGCGCCACAAACGGACAUUUUACAAAACACUCGGCAUGGAUCGAGCUCCAUGUUCGCCCGUGAAAGUAAUGCGGUAUCUCCGCGAUUAGGGGAUACAAAUUUCGUGUUCAGUGUAAGGACGUUGAACAGUUUGUAUACGUUAUUUUGUGAGUCGAUAUUUGCAAUUGUUUGUUUCAAAGGUGACAAGGUUAGUUUAAGGGUGUGUAAUCUUAAUACGUGUCAAAAAGUAGCGUGGCGAAACGAUUUUUGGUCUCGUUUCAGUGCACGAGGAAAUCUUUAUAAAAACCGAUCGCGACAUCACAAAAUAAUAAAGUUUUGUCGAAAAAACAUAUCGAAAAUAAAAACGGAAAAGACAAUAUUAAAAAGAAAGGCGAAAAUAAUAAUAUUAAAAGUGGUAGUGGCGGCAGCGAUAGUGACGGUAACGGCAGCAGUGGCGCAAAGUGUGAGGACGAGGUGAAUGCACGGCGGCCGCGGUGUGUGCCAGUGGUGUGCGCGCUCGUCACUCGUGGAAACCCGCCAAAACCCGCGGCCGCGAACAACCACCAGCAAGAGCAGCAACAAUAGCAAUAACAACAGUAAUAGAAGGAAAAGAAGGAGGAGGAGAAGAAGGAGAAGGAGAAGGUGGAACAGCAUUAGCAGUAGUAGUAGUAGUAGUGGUAGCAGCAGCAGCAGAAGCAGUGGUAGCACGCGACGUUGUGCUGUUUUGACAACUUUCCGCCGCGUCGGGGCGUCGCGCCGUUUUUCUCGCGGCGGCGGCGGCAACGGUAGAAACAACAGCAAUAAGAUAGCGACAACAACAACUUAUUUAAAAAAGAUCGAUUGUGACAGCAAUUACGAUUGCUGCUGUCUCUCCAGCCCAUACGACGUCGACGGUGGUGGCGACUGCGUUCUGUUAUUAUUUUGCCACGGUGUUUUUGACCCUACAAACCGGACGAGUUCAUUGCAGCACUUUCGCGGGGGUGUCAGCCAGUUUUAUUACUCCGACCUUCUCCGUCCGCAGCAGCAGCGCCGACGGCGCCAGAACACGACGUGUAUAAAUCCCUCUGGUGGCAAGUGUAGGAGGAUCGCCACAGAACUAUAUCAGUGACGUUGCGACUGAGAAAGGACGCGACAAACCACGUGAUAUACCUGUCGUCGAGCCGCGUCAUGCAAAGCAUGCCCGACUCCUCGAUGGCCAUAACCUGAAUUGAGCCGAUUUGACCCGAUUAAGCCCGAUUCAACGUAUUCGUAGUUGAACGAACAAGCAAACGAACGAAUGAAAGAAAACAAACGGUAGCCAUUGACUUUUUUCAUCUUUCCUCGUGCUUACGUUCAUUAUUCUUUGGUGUUCUGUGUUUAAUAAAGAAUAUGCUUUUUGCAAUAAAGAUGCGAAUAUUCAGAAGUGUAUUAUACUUCAAUAAUAAUAUUUAUCUAAUA
Messenger RNA from Apis dorsata (giant honeybee), 1504 nucleotides. Its product is annotated as phosphatidylinositol 3-kinase 2-like. Bases 546 to 1175 code for a protein of 209 amino acids. The record is from RefSeq and is a predicted model, not a curated record. The transcript has 2 exons. Lineage: Eukaryota; Metazoa; Arthropoda; Insecta; Hymenoptera; Apidae.